Molecule: messenger RNA, 2867 nt
Organism: Balaenoptera musculus (blue whale)
Lineage: Eukaryota; Metazoa; Chordata; Mammalia; Artiodactyla; Balaenopteridae
Gene: ZMYND15
Product: zinc finger MYND-type containing 15
Exons: 14
Coding region: 354-2660 (768 amino acids)
Biological process (GO): spermatid development; negative regulation of DNA-templated transcription
Molecular function (GO): histone deacetylase binding
Source: RefSeq, a predicted model, not a curated record
CAAACCUUUUCAAGCCGAAGAGAUGCCCUAGCUCCUGUCCCCCUCCUCCCACACCCCACAGACGGAUCCAAAACUUCCCUCCUCACCAAACCCUUGCCCAUAGGAUUAGCGCUCUCCCACUUCUAUCCUCAACUCAGACCCUACCUUUGAGGGUUUGAGCCUCAAAUUUUGAGCCCCAAAGACCACCUCCCUCCCGACUACCCAUCCUUAACCCUAAUCACCCACUUUCAAGUCUGGACCCCAUUCUCACCCUGAAUUCCCAUCCUCAGCCCUGAAAACUCCUUUCUCGCUCCUAACACUCAUCCAUAGAUUCCACCCUAAGUGACCCUCAGACCCACACUCUCCCCCAUUUUAUGACCCAGCCCCAAACUCUCCCGAGUACCUCUCUCUCACCAUAUAUCCCUCCCUCUGCUCAGUCUGGGCCCAGGCCUUGUGCCCCUGAAGACAUGGAGUUUGUGUCUGGAUACCGGGAUGAGUUCCUGGAUUUCGCUGCCCUCCUCUUUGGCUGGUUCCGCAAGUUCGUGGCGGAGCGCGGGGCCGUGGGGACCCGCCUUGAGGGCUGCUGGCGGGAGCUGGAGGCUCAGAUCAGGAGGCUGCCCCAGGACCGCGCCCUUUGGGUGCUCCACGUCCUGCCCAACCGUAGCGUGGGCAUCAGCCUGGGGCAAGGGGCAGAGCCAGGCCCUGCACCAGGCCUGGGGGCUGCCCGGCUCCUGGGAGACGAGCCCCCACUCCACCUGCGGGACCUAAGCCCCUAUGUCAGCUUUGUCAGCCUGGAGGAAGGGGACGAGGAGGAGGAAGAGGAAGAAGGAGAGAAUGGAGAGGAGGAGGAUGCAGGCACGGAGAAAGUAGAAACAGAGGAGGAUGGGGAGCCAGCCCCUACCAGCAAGGGCUCCCCACAGGAAGCAAACCCCCCAGGGGAGGCAGAGGAGACCGAGCAGGAGGCAGGAGGUCGCGAGGUUGGCUGCCAAGAGGACAGGGCGGAGGACGAACCAGGGCCUGAGAGGAGGAAGGGACAGAGAAGUGAGGCGGCCCCCCUGCACCUUUCCUGCAUCCUACUGGUGACGGAUGAACAUGGCACCAUCUUGGGCAUUGACCUGCUGAUGGAUGGAGGGCAGGGGAGUGCAGGCAGGGGCUCAGGGACACAGAACCUGGCUCCUCGGGCCUAUGCUCUCCUCUGCCACAGCAUGGCCUGCCCCAUGGGCUCUGGAGACCCCCGAAAGCCCCGAAAGCUUACUGUGGGAGACGCCCAGCUGCAUCGGGAGCUGGAGAAUCUGGUCCCAAGGCUGAGAGUGAAGCUAGCCAAGACCCCGAUGCGGACAUGGGGUCCCCGGCCCGGCUUCACCUUUGCCUCCCUUCGGGCUCGAACCUGCCAUGUUUGUCACAGGCAUAGCUUUGAAGUGAAGCUAACCCCCUGCCCCCAGUGUGGCGCUGUCUUGUACUGCGGAGAGGCUUGUCUCCGGGCUGAUUGGAAGCGAUGCCCAGAUGAUGUGAGCCACCGAUUUUGGUGCCCAAGGCUUGCAGCCUUCAUGGAGCGGGCCGGAGAACUGGCAACUCUGCCUUUUACCUACACCGCAGAGGUGACCAGUGAAACCUUUAACAAGGAGGCCUUCCUGGCCUCACGAGGCCUCACUCGUGGCUACUGGACCCAGCUCAGCAUGCUGAUUCCAGGCUCUGGCACCCCCGGGCACCCAAGGGGCAGCACGCCAUCCCUCAGUGUUCUUCUCAAUGGAGAUCCCUACCAGCUUCUUCAGGGGCAUGGGCCUGCUCUGAUGCCUCCUGUGCCCCCAGAUCCACCCAGGGGCCUCUUUGGCUCGUGGCAGGAUUACUACACAUGGCGGGGCCUCAGCUUGGACUCCCCCAUGGCUGUGCUUCUCACCUACCCGCUGACUGUGUACUACGUCAUCACCCAUCUGGUGCCCCAGUCCUUCCCUGAGCUCAACAUCCAGAACAAACAGUCACUGAAAAUCCAUGUGGUGGAGGCUGGGAAAGAGUUCGACCUCAUCAUGGUGUUUUGGGAGCUCUUGGUCUUGCUCCCCCACGUGGCCCUGGAGCUGCAGUUUGUGGGUGACAGCCUGCCCCCUGAGAGUGACCAGCAGCAUUUUACCCUGCAGAGGGAUGACCUCGAAGUGUCUGCCCGUCCUGGUUCCGGGGUAUCAGCACGGCUCAGCUCUGGGACUAAGGAGAAGGGGGGCCGCAGGGGCCUGCAGAUCAAGGUGUCUGCACGGCCCUACCACCUGCUCCAGGGGCCCAAGCCUGACUUGGUUAUCGGAUUUAACUCUGGCUUUGGUCUAAAGGACACUUGGCUGAGCUCGCUGCCCCGGUUACAGUCCCUCCGAGUGCCGGCCUUCUUCACCGAGAGCAGCGAGUACGGCUGUGCGAUGGACGACCAGACCAUGGCGGUGGCCACGGGAGGGGGCACCAGCCCUCCACAGCCCAACCCUUUCCGCUCCCCCUUUCGCCUCAGAGCGGCGGACAACUGUAUGCCCUGGUACUGCAACGCCUUCAUCUUCCACCUGAUCUACAAGCCUCCGCAAGGGAGCUGGGCGCGCCACGCGCCAGGGCCCGCGCCCCCCGCCCCAACUCCUACCGCUCCUCCCGCCCCCGCCCGUAGGCGCCGAGGAGAAAAGAAACCUGGGCGGGGGGCCCGCCGGCGGAGGUGAGGGCGGGAAGGUAGCAGUCCACCCCCUCCCCUAACACGCCUCAGAAAGGAACACGAAACAGGCGAGGCCGAGGGGGAGGCCGGUUGGCGGAACACGAAAAGUUCCUCGACAGCUGUCCCCUCUCUUACUUGGGAUUCUGACCCUCCUGGGUAAUCCCAAACUUCUUCUAAUGUGUGUGUUGAUAAGGCAUUUUCCGGCCCCAGUAAC